CCUAAUGGUCCCUCAAAUAUAGAUGUUCACCUGAGAAGUUCGAUCGUUGGGUCAGUUGAAUAACCUGUAUCGUAAUUAGUGCUUUUGUGUGUCCGUGCAUGAGUUUUAUAAUACAAAAAUAUGACUCAGAUUUGGCUUUCAUUUUUGUUGUGGAUCCCAUCAUGUUCUCUCCACUGACCCAACCUACUCAAUCCUUAACAUCUUCAUCAUAUUUUGCCUCUCUAAUUUUAUCUAUAAAUAGAAAAGUCUCAUUGCACACAAAUCAUCAUAUUCUCUCAGCUUCAUCUCAUUUUGCAUAUCUCUUUCUCGAUCUCUCGCAAACUCCACAAUUUACCUUUUCUCCUUAAUCACCUGUUAUGGCGAAUUUAAUUCUUAAGAAAACUCUUAUCAUACUCUUAGUCAUAUUUGCAUCACCAAUCUUUAGUACUCAGGCUCGAAUCCUCCAUGAUGAUCGAGUUGCAAACAUGGGCACUAUGGAUAGUCAUGUUCUGCUACGGGAGCUCGGGUUUGAUCUCUCCAAGUUCAAAGGUCAUAACGAGAGGAGAUUUCUAGUGAAUUCGGACAGGGUUUCACCGGGAGGACCUGACCCGCAACAUCAUCACUGAAUGGCCCUUACGAAUAUGUACACUUCACCCGAAGUUAAAGCACAAAUAAUUGUGACUGAUCCAUGCAAGUCAUUUGAAUAUCGCUAUUAUGCUUUCUUUCUUUUUUCCUCAUCAUAAAUCUUACGUACAAUUUUGUUGUAUCAAGGUUUUGGUAUCCUUGUACCUCCUUAUCUAUACAUCAAACUUUUACUAUGUAUGUUUUCGUGUGUCUCCAAUGAGUUACCUUUUAUGUAACAGCAAUUGGCUAUAAAUAAUACACCCCGGUGUUUUCCGUGAGA
Brassica napus (rape) is the source of this 883-nucleotide messenger RNA. Its product is annotated as CLAVATA3/ESR (CLE)-related protein 5. Lineage: Eukaryota; Viridiplantae; Streptophyta; Magnoliopsida; Brassicales; Brassicaceae. Bases 357 to 605 code for a protein of 82 amino acids. The transcript has a single exon. The record is from RefSeq and is a predicted model, not a curated record.